AUGUUCGCUAGACAGCUUAGAUUGGUGCGAGUCGCUGCUCGUCCUCUCACUUUGCCCCGGAUAUGUGUUGCAAGCCGUUUUUACUCGGCAAAGUCCGUGCCUCUCACAGCCGAGACUUACCGUGAAAAAGUGGAGCGGAACCCAAACUUCAAGGCUUUGGAGCUGGCCGAUGUGGACUUCUUUCGGUCUAUUUUGAAGGACGACAACUACGUCAUCACCAAUGAGCAAGAUCUUGAUUUCUACAACGAGGACUGGAUGAGAAAAUACAAGGGCCAAUCCAAAUUAGUCUUGAAGCCUAAAACCACCGAGCAAGUGGCACAAAUCUUGAAGUAUUGUAAUGAAAAGAAGCUUGCUGUGGUGCCCCAGGGAGGAAAUACCGGAUUGGUCGGAGGAUCGAACCCCAUCUUCGAUGAGAUCAUCAUUUCUGUGGCCAACUUGAACAAAAUUCGGUCUUUCGAUAAUGUCAGCGGAAUUUUCAAGUGUGAUGCCGGUGUGAUUUUAGAAAAUGCAGACAACUACUUGGCCGAGCAAGGCUACAUUUUCCCCCUUGAUUUGGGUGCAAAAGGUUCGUGCCAUGUUGGAGGAGUGUGUGCUACAAAUGCCGGUGGUCUUAGAUUAUUGAGAUACGGCUCUUUACACGGCUCUGUUUUGGGCUUGGAGGCUGUUCUCCCAGAUGGAACCAUCUACAGCUCUAUGGAUGCUUUGAGAAAGGACAACACUGGUUACGACUUGAAGCAAUUGUUUAUUGGAUCCGAAGGAACAUUGGGCAUCAUCACUGGUGUUUCCAUUUUAUGUCCUGCUCGCCCUACUGCCACUAAUGUGGCUUUCUUGGCUGUUUCUUCUUAUGAGGCAGUGCAGAAGGUUUUUGUUGGUGCUCGCAGAGAAUUGUCGGAGAUUCUCUCUGCUUUUGAGUUUAUGGACGGCAAAUCGCAGAUUUUGACUGGAAAGUAUUUGAAGACAGACCAUCCCAUCGAGAGUGGUGAGUAUCCAUUUUACGUUUUGAUCGAGACCAGUGGCUCCAACAGGGACCACGACAUGGAAAAAAUCGAAACAUUUUUGGGAAAUGCCAUGGAAGAAGGCUUGGUGGAUGAUGGUAUCAUUGCACAAGAUGAAACUCAGUUGCGUAACUUAUGGAACUGGAGAGAAUGCAUCCCCGAAGCUUCAACGAUGGCCGGCGGUGUUUACAAGUAUGAUGUCUCUAUUCCAUUGGCCGAUUUGUAUGCGUUGGUGGAAGCUGCGAGCGAAAAAUUGCAUAAAGCUGGAAUGGUGGACUUUGAAUCCGAUUCUAAGCCAGUGGUUGAGGCCAUUGGUUACGGCCAUAUCGGUGAUGGAAACUUGCACUUGAAUGUGUGUGUUCGUGAGUAUAACAAAGAAAUUGAAAAGGUGUUGGAGCCUUUUGUGUACGAGUGGAUUCAGGAGAAAAAGGGUUCCAUCUCCGCAGAACACGGCUUGGGUUUCCAGAAGAAGAACUACAUUGGCUACUCAAAGAGUGAUGUGGAGAUUCGCAUGAUUAAGGACAUCAAGGGACAUUACGAUCCCCAGGGCAUAAUGAACCCAUACAAGUAUGUCUAA
This is a messenger RNA of Clavispora lusitaniae ATCC 42720, 1572 nucleotides long. RefSeq names its product D-lactate dehydrogenase (gene AIP2). Gene Ontology annotation, cellular component: mitochondrion. Gene Ontology annotation, molecular function: catalytic activity; FAD binding. NCBI's taxonomy places the organism in Eukaryota, Fungi, Ascomycota, Pichiomycetes, Serinales, Metschnikowiaceae. The record is from RefSeq and is a predicted model, not a curated record.